UCCUGCUUAAUUGAGUGAGUUUUUAUCCAAACUUUGUAUAAGAAAGUUGUUGUUCGUGAUCUCAACUCUUUGUGUAUUGAGUUUCAGAGGAAACAAAGUUAUAUAAAGUCUGAUAUCUUAUUUCUGAAAAGUUGAUCUAUGUUUUAUUGAUUUUCCUGGUUUCUUGAGCUUGUCUGAAUUUUCCUGAUCAAGUGGCUGAGAUUUUCAGGUUUCUUUAUAUAAGAAACUUGUUCUUCUAGAUCUGAAUUCUCUAUAUAGUGAUUAUCAGUUAUAACUCAAAAUUUUUUUGUUAUCUUUCAACCUUAUGGCUGCUCAAGUUGCCAUUUUAUCCGGCCCGGGCAUCGGCCACCUCUUCCCAUGCUCGGAGCUAGCCCGGCGACUGGUUCGACACCACAACCUCUCCGUCUCGCUCAUCACCCAAUCCCUCGGGCCCCCUUCAGAUACAGAGCUAUCACUCAUCAGCUCCAUCCGUGAAGAGAUCAACGUUGUCUCCAUCCCACCACCGCCUCCACACUCCAUUCCACAAAACAAGAAUCUAAUCUUUCUACUUUUAUUCUUGUCAGCUCACAACGGUCCCCAUCUCCACACGAUCUUGAACUCCCUCACUGCCAACACUAGUACUCCACCUCUCAAAGCUCUCCUUGUUGAUAUGUUCUGUGAUGAGGCUACGUUAGAUAUAACCCAAGAACUCGGUGUCAGGCACUAUAUGUUCUUCACCUCUGGAUGCAUCCUUCUCUCCUUUGCACUCCAUCUGACUAAACUUGAUGAAACUUAUGAUGGUGAAUAUACUGACAUUUUGGAGCCAAUCAGAUUGCCCGGUUACUCUCAAAGUUUUUACGGCAAAGAUUUCCCUCAGCCUGUCGUUGAGAGGAAAAAUGAGGUUUAUACAAGUUACCUGAGUCUUUCCAAACUUUAUUAUAAAACUCGUGGGAUCCUUGUCAAUAGCACGGAGGAGUUGGAACCUGAGCUUAUAAAUUUUAUGAAGGAAGACGAGAGAAUCCCUCCUGUCUAUCCGAUCGGGCCACUUAUUAGGAGUUGUUCUAGAGAUAGAGGGAGUGAUGCAACUGAUGAUCAGUGUUUGAGAUGGUUGGAAGAACAGCCAAACCGGACAGUACUUUAUGUAUCCUUUGGGAGUGGAGGGACACUCACUAGAGAGCAGAUGAAAGAGUUGGCAUGGGGUUUGGAGCUCAGUAAGCAAAGGUUCUUGUGGGUUGUCAAGAGGCCAAAUGAUGAAGCCGAUGCUAGUUAUUUUGGUGGGGAAAUCAACGUGAGUUCUUUUAAUUUCUUGCCAAAUGGGUUCUUGGAUAGAACCAAAGGUUUAGGACUGGUUGUGUUUGCAUGGGCUCCACAACUGCAAAUGCUUGGCCAUGCAGCUAUUGGUGGAUUCCUCACCCACUGUGGAUGGAACUCAAUUCUAGAAAGCAUCAGCAAUGGUGUUCCUAUGAUCGCAUGGCCGCUGUUUGCAGAGCAGAAGAUGAACGCGGUGAUGCUUGAGGAGGAUGUAAAGGUGGCAGUGAGAGCUAAAGUGGAUGAUACUGGUCUCGUGAGAAAAGAAGAGAUUGUCAGGUUGAUCAAGUGUUUGAUGGAGGACGAGCAAGGUAGAAAGAUGCGUGAUAGGGUGAGUUUGAUAGGUUUGAAGGCAGCUCACUCAGUUGAAGAAGGUGGAUCUUCCUUUAGAUCUAUGAAAGCAGUGGUUAGUGAGUGGAUUAAUCUUUGAUUAAGUCUGUAAUUAAGUGCGGUGCAUGGAUUUGGUUGAUAAAAUUAAAUAAAGGUGUGUACGUCUUGGUUUUAAUCGCACAGUGUGGCUUGAUAUUCUUCAGUGCGUUUGUAUUAUUGCAAAAGAUAUAUAUAAUUGAA
This is a messenger RNA of Dioscorea cayenensis subsp. rotundata (Guinea yam), 1857 nucleotides long. Its product is annotated as UDP-glycosyltransferase 72B1-like. Gene Ontology annotation, molecular function: UDP-glycosyltransferase activity. Lineage: Eukaryota; Viridiplantae; Streptophyta; Magnoliopsida; Dioscoreales; Dioscoreaceae. The transcript has a single exon. Bases 305 to 1717 code for a protein of 470 amino acids. The record is from RefSeq and is a predicted model, not a curated record.